Messenger RNA from Pleuronectes platessa (European plaice), 6209 nucleotides. RefSeq names its product serine (or cysteine) peptidase inhibitor, clade H, member 2 (gene serpinh2). The transcript is spliced from 5 exons. Gene Ontology annotation, cellular component: endoplasmic reticulum. Gene Ontology annotation, molecular function: serine-type endopeptidase inhibitor activity. The record is from RefSeq and is a predicted model, not a curated record. Gene Ontology annotation, biological process: collagen fibril organization; negative regulation of endopeptidase activity. NCBI's taxonomy places the organism in Eukaryota, Metazoa, Chordata, Actinopteri, Pleuronectiformes, Pleuronectidae. Bases 314 to 1582 code for a protein of 422 amino acids.
CUGUGCUGAUAAAAGCACAGUUGAUAUAUUAGUAUAUAAUAGUGAAGAGCAAUUUAAUCCUGUUUUAAGCUCAUAUUCCCGGUGUUUUUUAAGCCUGCGCCUUGGAGCUGAUUCCUCCAGGGGAAGUUCCGGGUGGGCAGAGCCAGAGAGCUGCCCGGUGGUGAGUGCCGCUUUCCCGGUAAACUUCCUCCUCCGUGCGCUGCCACUUCGGAGCUCCAGCCCCCGGCCCUCACUUCCUCCGGAGCCCGCAGCCUGCAGCGGCGGACACACAGCAGCCCGAGCGACGCCCGUUAGAAUUAAUUCACGAUCUGCCAUGUCGCCCAGGCUUCCUGUCUAUCUCCUCAUCACUUUGCCAGUUCUCCUGGCGCAGGGGAGCACCACCAGUUCACCUGGGAAGAGCUCUUCUCCCCCAGCCAGUCCCCCACCCCGCCCGCCUCCUCCCCUGGGCGACCCCAGCUGGGCUCUGGGUCUGCGCCUGUAUCAGGCCCUACGCUCUGAGCCCAGCUCAGUGAACACCCUGUUUUCACCUCUGCUUUUAGCCUCCUCACUUGGAGCGCUGGGUGGAGGAGCUGCAGGCUCCACCGCCAACCAGCUCAAAGACCUCCUCAAGACUCCCACCCCCUCCAAGGCCGGAGCCCAGGCAGGGGAGCUUCUGUCCGGGGCGUUGAAGAGCUUCACCAAAGACAACGCGACCGCUUUUCACCUGCGCACGUCCUCAGCCGUGUUUUCCAAGCAAGCCCCUGCGAUCAGUCAGGCCUUUGUGAAGGACAGCCAGGCCAAGUUCGGGCUGCAGCAUCAGCCACUGGGGAAAGGAGACUCCAAGGCUGACCUGAAGCAGCUCCAUGACUGGGCUAAAGAUGGGCUUGGGGGCCUGGAGGCAGCUCCUAUGGAGGCAGAAAUCAAGGCCAAGGCCGGAGCCUUGAUACUGGCUAAUGCCCUCCACUUUAAAGGGCUGUGGGAGAGAGAGUUCAGCGAGGGGAGCACGGAUCCUCGAACCUUCCUGGGGAAGAAAUACACCAAAGUGGUGAUGAUGCACAGAGCAGGUUUGUACCGUCACCAUGAAGACAUAGGAAACAUGGUGCAGGUCCUGGAGGUGCCGCUGCGGGGGGGCAAGGCCAGCAUGGUGCUCCUGCUGCCCUUCCACGUCGAGAGUCUGGCUCGGCUGGACAAGCUGCUGACCCUGGAGCUGCUGUCCACGUGGCUGGAGAAGACCAGCGUCACCAGUGUGUCCAUCUCUCUGCCCAAGGCCAACAUUUCCAGCACGUUCAGUCUGCAUAAACCUCUGCUCGCUCUGGGCUUGACCGACGCCUGGGACCAGAAGGUGGCCGAUUUCUCCGGCAUGUCCGCCAAGAGCAAAGGGAAGCUUCAUCUGGGCGGGGUCCUCCACUGGGCGUCCCUGGAGCUGGCUGCUCAGGCCGGGACAGGGGAAGCAGAUCUAGAGGAGGAGAUUGUAAAAAAGCCCAAGAUGUUCUACGCCGAUCACCCCUUCAUCCUCUUCGUUCGAGACAACGCUACCGGAGCCCUGCUGCUGAUGGGAGCUCUGGAUCACGCAGACGGGGAGGCCCUCCAUGAUGAACUGUAGCGCCCUCUACCAUCUUUCCCUUUCACUGUUUUAAAAAUCUCCCUCACAAACUUUCUUCGUCAAGACAUUGCCCUUCACCAUGGCACAGUAUCACAUCAAACUACGUCUGUCUGUCAUACACUGACACUGCAUAGUCUGGAACUUACUGACUGACACUGACACUGACACUGACAUUGCCAUACCUGACGCCUACUGACACAGUUUCACACACACACACACACACACACACACACACACACGGAGUGACACCUACAUGGCAUACAUAAAUGACAAAUCUGUGUAAGACAAUACGAAAGUUGACAGUUGCAGCAAAAACACUAACUUUGAGAGACGGGUUGCUUUUUCUCUCACAUGCACACACACACACACUCUCAAUGAUCAAGCCUACACAAAAGACAAGAGUGCACUGACAAACACCAACAUGCUGACAAGCGAAAGUGGCUGCACUGACACGACACUCACAGCAGCAGCUUUUUUAGCGGACACAAGCUCACACUGACACCAGGACAGGUGAGAGUGUGUGUAUGUGCUGUGUCUGUGUGUCUGUGUGUCUGUGUGUGUGUGUGUUUGUGUGUGCGUGGUGACCAGCAUGUUAAGGACGCCCAUGCAGCCUGUCUCAGAGCUGGCAGGGACCUGUGGCGGGGUCUCCUGGGCAAGAUCUGAGGAAGACUGAUGGAUCGGCCAAGUGCUUAUUGAUGAGCCAGCUUAAUGCUAAUGGCCGUAAUGAGUCAGGACGCGUGUCCACAACACGGAGAGGACAGGGAACCUUUUAAUCUCUUAAUACCAGCGGAGAUCAAUUUCACCGCGAUGCCGUUGGAAACAAACAUGACUGACAUCGCUUGACUUAAAUGUAACGGCUUAAUAUUUAGGACGAUUACAUCAGAGGUAUUGAUUGUCGCUUGUGUUUUUGUCCUUUAUAUCGAGCUCCAUGAUGGAUGGAGGAGUGAGUCGACUGAACAGUGUGCAAAACGAUUUUUAAAAAAUAUUCUAAAGAUACAUAUUCCUGGGCGGGUUUCUCCUGGCUUCUAUUCUUUUCACUUCACCUUCACUUUAUUCAUCAAUGUCUCCGCUGAUCUCGAUACAAACCGAUCAAUCAAUGCUGUGCUAUUAGUUUAUAAUACACGAGGCGCUGCCACAGCUCCAUCUUUCGUGACAGCACUUUCUUUUUCCUUUUUUUUCUUGUGGGUUACUUUUCCCCCUGAACUAAAUUGGCUGACAUUGAGCCUCAAGGGUGUAUGGAAGCAGAUUUAAAGCCCUGAACCAGCGUCAUUUAUUGGAUUUUAAGGGCAACACAUGAUAGACUCACAGUGCCUGGAAAGUGCAGCAGCAACUUUGUCACCUCGCUCACCCAAGGCUUCCAAACAAGCAAAGGUAGGAUGUGUUCCUACUGUUUCUAGUGGUUAAUGAGAAGUAAAACAGAAAAAGGAAUUAGUCUUUUUUCUAUCCCUCUUGAAACAGUGUUACCUUGGCUGUCCAUGUGUUUUUCUUCUCUAUGUGGGACAGAAGUGGUGCGCUGAAGGUAAAAUGGAGACGUGUGCUCCAUCAGCCCUGUUAUAGAGCUAACUAACACAGUCUAGACACACAGCUGGUGUGUCACACAGUAGCUUUGUUCCUAAUUUAGCCCUCUGCACAGGUCUGCUCGGCAACAGCGUGUGUUGUGCAUGUGUGUCGGCGUGUGCGUUCGUGUGCGACUAAAGCUCCUACGCUGACCUCUCCGGAGCGGCCUCCUGUGCAGCAGAGGCUUGUAAAGGGCGCCAUGCUGCAGGUCUCCCCCUACGCCGAGCAGAGCCCAGGCCAGACAAGCCGAUGAUGGAGCCGGGGCCGUCCGCUGUGAGCACAUCAAUCCAGCUCGUCCCGACACCAGCCCCCCCGCUGCCUCCCCUUCACAUUGUGUUCAGUCCAGAACACUGAUCAGCACACGCACGCCCACAUCCGCUCGCAGGAAGCCAGACAGAACCUGACAAGGAGAUCGCGAGCCAGCCACCUCUGUGAUGUGGAGCAGCUGCAUGUGCAGUGUACCCGACAACGUGGGGUAAAUAACACAACAAUGUGUGUUAUCUUUUUCUCAGAGGAUGAGAACUUUCUCUGCACAAAUGGCGAGUUUGCCAGAUGAUUGUUUGACAAGUUUGGGAAAGGGUUUCUUUUUAAUACGCACUAAAACUUUAACAUAUAGUUUAAAAUAAAAUAGACUAAAUUGAUCCCGCACUGGGGAAUUUCACUUGCUGCAGCAGCCCAUGGUCAGUUGGACCACGUGAAAGUGUAAAAAAUAGACUUACAAAGGCAUUUAAAUCAAAUAAUCUAAAAACUAGAAUAUAUACAUAAUAUACAGCUUUUACUACAAAGUGAAAUUUGUAGAGAGUUUUACUUCAGUAAAGUGUAGUGACAGGAUGUUUGGGCGAAGAUGUAAACUGAACUUGUGCAUAAUAUGAGGAGAUAUUGAAAUAAAUGUAUACAUUUGUUCACAUACUGACGGUUGAAAGGAAGUUAUGGUACAUAGUAUGAAUAUGAGUAUAAAAUACAGUGUGCUGUAAAUUCAGCAUUGUAUUCUAAAUAGAAUACUAUAUAUAGUGCAGUAUAAACGGGUAAAUUUCCCAAUAGGAGGCAUACAUUUAGGAAUAAUAGAAUGGGUAUACGUUCUACAGAUAUAAACUCAAUUAUUGUGUACAAGGACACUACUGUGCCAAAUUACUUUUUAAUCAAAAUAGUGCAAGUAAUGGUGAGAAGAUGUGAUAUGUAAACAAUGAAGCAUUCAUUUUACAUUCUGAAUAGUGUUGUGGAGCUUUCUAAUUUGCAGCCAUUGUUCAGAGCGGUACGGUGCUAACUCACUGCCUAAGUCUUUAGAACUCAUGUGAUCAGCGUUAAAAUAAACACCAACCUUGUAUUGGAGGCAAGUUUCUCUGGUUCUUAAUGUGUUUCUUUCAGAGGAACACAAGGCUGUUUAUUAGAUUUCUUAAUUGUGAAUUGCAGUAGAGGAAAUGGGUUUUCUCGGUGAUAGAAUUUUUGAAAAUCAAUUAAUUACGAUAAAUAACCAAAGUAGCAAGACUACAGGUUUAAGAAUAUAGUUAUCCACAAUAAUACAUUUAAUUUGUUUUCACAGGAAGUGACACAGUGUCACCACAAUUCAUUACUUUAUAAGCGGGAAGUUGUACUCACUGUGCUUUUGGAGAAUGCCUUUUUUUAUAUAUUUUUGUGUAUUUGGGUUUUUCAGUAGACUGUGUCUGGAAGUGCUCUUUGGCAACAGCCGGCAAUAAUAUUUUGAAAAGGUAAUUGAGGUGAAAUGUUCUAUAUGAGCUGCGAGGACCAGCAGAGCUUCUCCUCAGCCUCUCGCAGGAAAAAAAGGUGUGAAGGAAAUUUUAGGUUUCAUCUCUGUUUUCAGUGAAAAGAUGCUGCUGAACCUCGCCGUCCUCUCUGCCGCUCUCCGUGGUCGGUUCAACCGCCGGACACACUGAGCGGCUGAAAAGAGUGCGAGGCAGCAAAAGAGCACUCGGGGCAGGGUCAUCCCGGUUGCACUGCAGCACCUCCAGAGGAAAUGAUAAAAGUGGCUGUGCUCAACCUGGGGGUCAACCUGCUGAUGGGGCCGCUCCAGGGGCCCCGCCGUUCUCACCCUGAUCUUUUUUAAGCUUGUUCAAAUAGUAAGAAACGGCCGCGUCAUACAUGAAGCACAGCAGCGUGUCAUGCUUGUGUUCGACCACAGGGAGCACUUCACUGACCAACUGAUGAAGCCACAUGAACACCCGGUCUUCUCCACGCCGCUUUCACUCAAACCAACAAGGAGAACAGACGAGGAGCAUUUGACUCGAUUUUAAUGGAGAUGCACUUCCCCAGCUAUUUAAAUAACAAAAUGGCCUUCAGACAUAAAUUUAACUAACAAGUGUUUACAUGGCUGUAGCAGGAGUUCGCAUCGGGCUAUAUCUCACAAGGCUGCGAUGUGCUUCCCUGGGACUGCUGAUGACUCGGCAGCUAAUUAGCUAAUUAAAACAAACCACGUUAAUUUUGCAUGACUGUAUAAUUUUAGGCAAAUAUGUAGCGCUGAAUUUAGAGCCUUGCAUAAAAAGAUAAGAUAUAGGAAAAGUAAACCAGUGCUGAGUGAGAGAGCGUUAGCAUUGACUUAAUGAGCAUUGCCUGAAAAAGAAGGUUUACAUAAACAGCCUAAAAUAAUGAUGGUCUUACAAUGUAAACACUAUCAAUCUCAGAUGACAUUUUUAUUAACUAAUAAAAAAUGAAGCGCAGUCAUAAUCUACCAAUAACAAACCUGUGUGCCGGAGCCACAACGUGAGAAUACUGAACUAUUAUACAGAAUUUUUCUUUGCUUUAUUAUUUAGCAUGUGAAGUUCUUAUUUUUCUUUUUGUUGAAAACAAAUUAUAGAGUUAAAUGAAGUAUAAAAAGAUUAAAAUCCCACCCUAAACGAGUUGAAAUCAAGCAAAACUAUAUAUUUCAAACAAAUUUAACAAAUUUCUACAGUUCUUUGCUUUACUAUUCUUCCAUCCAUGUAAUGUUUUAAUAUUGUGUCUGAUUUCUAUUUUGUGUUAUUGUUCGCGUGGUUUCUUUUUCGUCCAUGUGCAUUUGUGAACAUAGCAUAUCCUAUACAAAAUGAAAAGUGUCCAAAUAAAGAGACUACAAACAUUG